GGGAGCGCAUUCCAGGAAGGGGAGGAGGGCGGUCAGCGAGAGCGCCCAGAUCCGCAAUGAGGAAUACGGUCUUCCGGUCGGUUAAGCCAGUCCUGGGAUUGAUGAGGAGGUGGUUGGGAUUAAUUAAAAUUAAUUAAAAAUUAAUUAAUUAAAAAGCGAGAGAUGAAGGGCUAAGGAAGCGCCCAGGGGAGAAUCCCGGCAAUCAGCACAGAUUCUUCGCGCAACUGCGCACGCGUGAAGGCCGGACGGAGCGCGAUACCUCAGGGCCCUAGGUUUUCCGUGCCGGCGCUCUGAACUACUGUCUGUGGCGUGUGGGACUGUUGAAGAAAUGGCUGAUUCUGAUGAUGAUGACAUCCCUCAGCUUUCUUCCCAUACCCUAGCAGCUCUGCAAGAAUUUUAUGAUGAACAGCAGCAUCGAAACACUGACCCUGGUGAAGACAAUAAAUAUAACAUUGGAGUAAUAGAAGAAAAUUGGCAAUUGAGUCAGUUUUGGUACAAUGAAGAAACUGCCUUACAAUUAGCUACUGAAGCUAUUAUGGCUGCUGGUAAAGGUGGAAGGAUAGCAUGUGUCAGUGCCCCCAGUGUUUACCAGAAAUUAAGAGAAUUGAAGGAUGAAGACUUUUCAGUGUGUAUCUUGGAAUAUGACAAAAGAUUUGCUGUAUAUGGAGAGGAGUACAUCUACUAUGAUUACAAUAAUCCUUUAAAUUUGCCUGAAAAUCUUACUCCACAUAGUUUUGACAUUGUUAUUGCUGAUCCACCUUAUCUUUCUGAAGAAUGUCUCAGAAAAACAGCAGAAACCAUCAAGUUUCUAACACAAGGAAAGAUUCUGCUUUGCACAGGUGCUAUCAUGGAGAAAGAGGCAGCAGAACUUCUCGGGGUGAAGAUGUGCAAAUUUAUUCCAAAACACACUCGAAAUCUGGCAAAUGAGUUUCGAUGUUAUGUUAAUUAUGAUUCGGGACUGAAUUCUGAAGUUAAAUAUUCAUAGUACUAUAAUACAAAAAAAUAUUCUAAAUAAAAUUCUAUUUUCUUUAACUCA
Molecule: messenger RNA, 1036 nt
Organism: Antechinus flavipes (yellow-footed antechinus)
Lineage: Eukaryota; Metazoa; Chordata; Mammalia; Dasyuromorphia; Dasyuridae
Gene: EEF1AKMT1
Product: EEF1A lysine methyltransferase 1
Exons: 5
Coding region: 329-985 (218 amino acids)
Biological process (GO): methylation
Molecular function (GO): protein-lysine N-methyltransferase activity; nucleic acid binding
Source: RefSeq, a predicted model, not a curated record